CACUCCCUCCCAACUUCUGUAAACCAAGCUCUCUCUCUCUCUCUCUCUCUCUCUCUCUCUCUCUCCUCCAAACCAAGAAUCAAUCUCUUUGGAAUUCACAUCAGAAUUCCAGGAUGGAGUCGGUUGAGGUUGCUGGACUCCGGUAUCUCGCACCUGUAAAUGAGGCCCCCUUCCCAGCUCAUUUCACUGGAAUGCAGAGCAUACCUGCAUUCCAUUUCAGCAGAUUCUUAAGACCAAUAUCCAAUCCACAGAUCCCUCCUCUAGUCCAUGAGUUCACCCCACAGUCAUCAUGUGUCAGCAAUAACUCUUCUGAUGAAGCAGAGGAGCACCAGCUGAGCAUCAUAGAUGAAAGGAAGCAGAGAAGAAUGAUAUCUAAUAGAGAAUCUGCUCGCCGAUCACGGAUGCGGAAGCAGAAGCACCUGGAUGAACUCUGGUCACAAGUCAUGAGGCUCCGAAAUGAGAAACGUCAGCUCAUAGAUAAGCUGAAUCAUGUGUCGGAGUGCCACGACCAGGUAGUCCAGGAAAAUGAGCGGCUAAGAGAAGAAGCUUCUGACCUUCGCCAAAGGCUCAACAGCCUGCAACUGGAUAGUUCUUAUGCCACGUUACGGGAUCUCGAAGAGAUACCCUGCAACACAGCACACCUAAGAGCUGAAUCAAACCAAUCCAUCACUACUUCCAUCGAUUUGCUUCAUUGAGAUGGGGGCCAAGUUUUACUAUCUUCUCCCUUUUUGUUCUAAAUUUUUCCUUCUUUUAUUUCUACGUUCCUCUGUCAAUCAGUGUAUCGGAUGAUCCACAUAAGACAAAGAUGAGACCAUGAAAUAACAGCUUGAGGACGUCUUGUAUCAAUCUAAGCUUACUUAUGAGACAUACAAAUAGAUAAGAGUUCCGGGUCUUUUGAAUAA
Macadamia integrifolia is the source of this 902-nucleotide messenger RNA. RefSeq names its product basic leucine zipper 43-like. Gene Ontology annotation, biological process: regulation of DNA-templated transcription. The transcript has a single exon. The coding region runs from base 114 to 695 and encodes 193 amino acids. NCBI's taxonomy places the organism in Eukaryota, Viridiplantae, Streptophyta, Magnoliopsida, Proteales, Proteaceae. The record is from RefSeq and is a predicted model, not a curated record. Gene Ontology annotation, molecular function: DNA-binding transcription factor activity.